AUGUCUUUGAUGGCCAGCGACUUCUGCAGAAGGGCGUACCCCAGCCACACAGCGAGUGUGGUUGAGAUCCGCCCCUUCCCUCAUUCCAUUAAUGGUGGUCUCCAGGUGGGCAAAUCCAUCACCAUCAGUGGAUGGGUCCAACCUGGAGCUGACAGGUUCCAUGUGAAUUUACAGUGCGCCUCUAAUACAAAUGCGGACAUUGCGCUCCAUUUCAACCCGCGAUAUGUUCCUGGCUAUGUUGUUGCCAAUACCUUCCGCAAUGGUCAUUGGGGUACAGAAGAAAGAAAGCAAAACUUUCCUUUACCCACUGGCUCUGCCUUCAACCUGCUCAUCACAGUCACCAGCGAUUCCUACCAGAUGAACAUCAAUGGCACUCAUUCCAUGGAGUAUAAACAUCGUAUUUCAUUUUUCCAAGUGGAUACCAUCGCAAUUGAUGGAAAAGUGGACAUUUCCUCCAUAACCUUCAGUAACCCAAUGUUCGCUGGACAGCCAGCAUUUCCUGCCCAGCCCAGAUUUCCUCCUCAGCCCACUUUUAGGGCAAGAUUUCCACCUUGUCCAGGAUUCCCCCCGCAACCUGGAUUUCCAUCACAACCAGGAUUUGUUCCUGCAUUCUUUAGUGUUCCAUACAAGGCCAUCAUCAGUGGAGGAUUUAAGACAGGACGACUCAUUACUAUCCAAGGAACAGUUCACCCUAACGCCACAAGAUUCAAUGUUAACCUGAACCAUCCCAUUGGCAUUGCUCAACAUUAUAAUCCACGUUUCAAUGAGAACGUUGUGGUUGGAAACACCAAACACGGGGAAAAGUGGGACUCAGAGGAACGUGAUGGUCCAAUGCCCUUUCACAAGGAACAGCCUUUCACGAGGCCGCGCCCGCACUCCAGGUCCGCGAGGAGGAAGUGUGCCAGAUGUUCCGGAGACAAAAAAACAGGAAGGCACCGGGCCCAGACGGCGUGUCACCUUCCUGCUUGAAAUUCUGCGCUGAGCAGCUGGCGGCCACCUUUGCACGGAUCUUCAACCGUUCUCUGGAGCUGUGUGAGGUGCCCUCGUGCUUCAAGAGCGCCACCAUCGUUCCAGUGGCCAAGAAGCCCGCCAGCACAGGUUUGAAUGACUAUAGACCCGUCGCACUGACAUCUGUGGUCAUGAAAUCGUUCGAGAGGUUAGUGCUGAACCACCUGAAGGAGGUCACGGGCCCCCUGCUUGACCUCCUCCAGUUUGCCUACCGGGCAAACAGGUCAGUGGAUGACGCGGUCAACAUGGGACUGCACUACAUCCUGCUCCACCUGGUCACCCCAGGAACGUACGCCAGGAUCCUGUUCGUGGACUUCAGCUCGGCGUUCAACACCAUCGCUCCUGACAUCCUCCAACAGAAGCUCAUCCAGCUUGUGGUGCCUGCCUCCACCUGUCAGUGGAUCACCAGCUUCCUGACCAACAGGAGACAGCGUGUGAGGCUAGGGGGCAUCACAUCUGACACCCGGACCACCAACACUGGAGCCCCUCAGGGGUGCGUCCUCUCCCCACUGCUCUUCUCUCUCUACACCAAUGAUUUCUCCUCAGGUGACUCUCCUGUGAAGCUCCUGAAGUAUGCAGACGACACCACUCCCAUCGGACUGAUUCAGGAUGGUGAUGAGACUGCGUACAGACAGGAGGUGGAGCGGCUGGUCCACUGGUGCAGUCAAAACCAUCUGGAGCUGAACUUGCUCAAGACCGUGGAGAUGACAGUGGAUUUCAGGCGAGACCCUUCACCACUUUUACCCCUCACUAUCCGCAGUAAUACUAUUCUCUCCACAGACACCUUCAAGUUCCUGGGAACCACAAUCUCUCGGGACCUGAAAUGGACCGGCCACAUAGACUCUGUCCGGAAGAAGGCCCAGCAGAGGCUUUACUUCCUGAGACAGCUCAAGAAGUUCAACCUGCCGCGAGAGCCUCUGAAGACCUUCUACACUGCCAUCAUCCAGUCUGUCCUCUGCACCUCCAUCACUGUCUGGUUUGGAUCGGCCUCCAAACAGGACAAGCACAGACUACAACGGACAAUCAGAACUGCAGAAAAGAUCAUUGGAAUCAACCUCCCAUCUAUCCAAGACUUGUACCUGUCCAGGACCAGGAAUCGUGCAAGGAACCCUUCUCACCCAGGUUGUAGUCUGUUUGAACUACUCCCCUCCAGACGGCGUUAUAGAGCUCGGUACGCCAAAACCAGCAGACACAGAGACAGCUUCUUCCCCCAGGCUGUUGCUCUGAUUAACUCACACCACUCACAGAGUCUCAGAGACAUUACUGUGCAAUAACAUCCUGCUCUUCACACCUUUUUGAAUUUGUCUACACUGUUUUUGCCAUUAUUCACAUGUCCUGAAUGUUGUUAGUCACCUAAAUGUUGAACAGAGGGUGUGUUUUUACCAAAGUCAAAAUCCUUGUUUGGCACGCUCAAACAUGGCGAAUAAAAAAACUCUUGAAUCUUGAAUCUAAUUGGAACACACCCUCCGGUCCCCCUUCUUAAAGAGGGGAACCACCACCCCAGUCUGCCAAUCCAGAGGCACUGUCCCCGAUGUCCAUGCGAUGUUGUAGAGACGUGUCAGCCAUGACAGCCCCACAACAUCCAGAGCCCUUAAGAAAUCCGGGCGGAUCUCAUCCACCCCUGGGGCCUUGCCACCGAGGAGUUUUUUAACUACCUCAGUGACUUCGACCACAGAGAUUGGAGAGUCCGCCUCAGAGUCCCCAGGCCCUGCUUCCACAAUGGAAGGCGUGUCGGGGGAAUUGAGGAGGUCUUCGAAGUAGUCUCCCCAUCGACACACGACGUCCCGAGUCGAGGUCAGCAGCACGUCAUCUCCACUGUAAACAGUGUUGACGUUGCACUGCUUCCCCCUCCUGAGACGCCGGAUGGUGGACCAGACUUUUCUCGAAGCCGUCCGGAUGUCAUUCUCCAUGGCCUCACCAAACUCCUCCCACGUCCGGGUUUUUGCCUCAACAACCGCCGAAGCUGCGUUCCGCUUGGCCAUCCGGUACCUGUCAGCUGUCUCCGGAGCCCCGCAGGCCAAAACGGCCCGAUGCUUGACGGCAUCCCUUAAGUCAAGUCAAGUCAAGUCAAGUUUAUUUGUAUAGCCCUAAAUCACAAGCAGUCUCAAAGGGCUUCACAUAGACAAAAUUGACAAUUAUUCUCAAAGCAUCACCUGAUCUUAAGCUCCCAAAAGGGCAAGGAAAAACUCAAAAAAAACCUACCGGGGGAAAAUGAGAAACCUUGAGAAGGAACCCCAGAUGGAAGGAUCCCCCUUUCAGGAUCACCAGGUUGAAAUGGAUGCAGAGAGGGCACAAAUGAUACAAUAUGAAAAUCAAUGAAAUAAAAAGUGGAUGGGCGGCUCGGUGGCGCACUUGGGUAGCACGUCCGCCUCACAGUUAGGAGGGUGCGGGUUCGAUUCCACCUCCGGCCUUCCCUGUGUGGAGUUUGCAUGUUCUCCCCGGGCCCGCGUGGGUUUUCUCCGGGUACUCCGGUUUCCUCCCACAUCCCAAAAACAUGCUUGGUAGGCCGAUUGAACACUCCAAAUUGUCCCUAGGUGUGAGUGCGAGUGCAAAUGGUUGUUUGUCUCUGUGUGCCCUGCGAUUGGCUGGCAACCGGUUCAGGGUGUCCCCCGCCUACUGCCCGAUGACGGCUGGGAUAGGCUCCAGCACGCCCGCGACCCCAGUGGGGACUAAGCGGUACAGGAAAUGGAUGGAUGGAUGGAAAAAGUGGAUGUUCAUGUCAGAGCAAAGGGCUGCCAAAGGAGCCCUCAAUUGUCCUGGCAGUGUCUUCGAGAAGGUUGAGCUGCAGUUCCCCCAUCCUAAAUUGGCCCACGAGAAUCCAGAUAGCCGCUGUCAGCAUGGGUGCCACCUAACCACCUCCCCGGCCGGGGAGGGGGGAGGGAGGGGGUGGAGAGGGAGAGAAAACAAACUCCAGCCGAAUCGGCCACUACAGGUUAGGUAAAGGCCAUGUCAUAGAAAUGUGUCUUUGAACGUGUCUUAAAUGUUUCUACUGAGGUAGCAGUCCUAAUAUCCAUUGGUAGGGCAUUCCAAAGCUCUGGAGCUCGAAUAGAAAAUGCUCUAGAGCCUGCAGACAUUUUCUUGGCCCUCGGUGUCGCUAAAAGGGUAGCGUUUUGCGAACGAACGUUACGAGACGGAACAUAAGAAACAACUAGGUCGACGAGAUAUGAAGGCGCUAAGCCAUGCAGUGAUUUAUAGGUUAAUAGAAGAAGCUUGAAGUCACAUCUUAAAUGGACCGGGAGCCAAUGUAAGUUGGCUAGUAUUGGGGUAAUGUGAUAAAAUAUUCUUGACCGAGAGAGCAGCCUUGCAGCAGCAUUUUGUACUAACUGUAAACUUUUGAUGCGGGACUUGGGAAGACCCGAAAAUAAUACAUUACAGUAGUCUAAGCGCGACGUGACGAACGCAUGUAUAAUAGUUUCCGCAUCACCGGUCGAGAGGAUCGGACGAAUCUUUGCAAUAUUACGAAGAUGAAAAAACGCAAUUCUGGUUAUAUUCUUAAUGUGCUUUUGAAAGGAGAGAGUUUGGUCAAAUAUUACCCCGAGAUUAGUUACAGUAUCGCUCUGAGUGAUAGUCUGGUUAUCUAUAGUUAUAGCGGUUUCCUUGAAUAAGUUUUUGAUAACGAGUUGGACCAAUUAUCAACAUCUCAGUUUUAUCUGGGUUAAGACGAAGGAAGUUAAGAGACAUCCAUUGCUUGAUCUCCGCAAGGCACGCCUCAAGAUUACAACAAUCCCGCGGAUCUGUCAUCGAUAACAGCAUAUAUAAUUGGGUGUCAUCCGCAUAGCAUUGAAAACUAAUAUUAUAUUUACGUAUUAUGUCCCCAAGCGGAAUCAUAUAAAUAUCAAAAAGAAUUGGUCCGAGAACCGAUCCCUGUGGGACACCACACGUAACAUUAUAGAGCUCCGAGGACGCAUUGCCAUGGACCACUCGGUGCGUCCUGUUUGAUAGAUAGGAAUGGAACCAGCCUAGUGCUGAGCCUGAAAUACCAACACAACUUUUAAGACGCCCUAAUAAAAUAUCGAAGUCUACAGUGUCGAAGGCAGCACUAAGAUCGAGUAGUAACAGUACAGACGAAGUGUUUGAAUCCAUAGCUAUGAGGAGAUUGUUAGUCACUUUAGCAAGUGCUGUCUCAGUGGAAUGAUUAGCUCUAAAACCAGACUGAAAAGUGUCAUAUUGAUUAUUGGCGACCAUGUAAUCAAUAAGCUGCUGGGCUACUACUUUUUCAAGAAGUUUUCCUAUGAAUGGGAGGUUUGAAACUGGCCUAUAAUUACUGAGACAGUCCGGGUCAAGAUUUGGUCGCUUAAGUAACGGUUUAAUGAUAGCGGUUUUAAAGGCUGUUGACACUAUCCCAGAGGAGACAGACAGAUUGAUUAUAUUUAAGACGGACGGUCCUAAAAUUUGAAAUAAUUCUUUAAGUAGUUCGGCUGGAAGAGGGUCGAGUAAACAUGUUUCGUUUUUCCUUUCGUUUAUUUAUUUCAAACGUGAAAAAAAGAAUAAGCUUGUUGUACACAAUAAAAAGACAUGACAAAAUACAUGCAUAUACAUAUAUACACAUACAUUCAUACAUAUACAUAUAUAUAUAUACAUAUAAAAAUAUACAUAUACAUAUACACAUACACAUGCACAUAUCCAUACACAGAAACUACAAGCGUAGCAAUAAAGAUAUAGCCGCAAAAGAACCAUAAAUCACAUUCACAUGUCUGAAAAGGAGUAGGAAGAAGUAUAAUUUAUUUAAUCCCACCCCCUAUUUAAUAAUCCCUAAAUACCCAGCCAUAAAUCAUUUUGCCUCAGUUAUCCCAACAAAGUACUAAAUUACCGUUUUUUUCCGUGUAUAGUGCGCCCCCAUGUAUAGUACGCACCCCUAAAAAUGGCAUGCUGAUGCUGGAAAAAAGCUUGUACCCAUGUAUAAUACGCACCCAAUUUUUAUGAUUUUUUUAAAAAAAAUUUUUUAAUUAUUAUUUUUUUUUUUUUUUUUAAGUCCCAAUGAUCGUCACACACGCA
This is a messenger RNA of Syngnathus typhle (broad-nosed pipefish), 6003 nucleotides long. RefSeq names its product galectin-9-like. Lineage: Eukaryota; Metazoa; Chordata; Actinopteri; Syngnathiformes; Syngnathidae. The record is from RefSeq and is a predicted model, not a curated record. Gene Ontology annotation, cellular component: cytosol; nucleus. Gene Ontology annotation, molecular function: carbohydrate binding; galactoside binding. Gene Ontology annotation, biological process: positive regulation of gene expression; negative regulation of type II interferon production; negative regulation of CD4-positive, alpha-beta T cell proliferation.